GCCGGCUGCAGGGUGCCUCCUCCUACGGGCUCUGCCGCUGUCCGGCGCCGCACCCGGCUCGCGUCCCCCUCCUGGAGAGGCGCCGAUCGCAACGCCCAGGCGCCGGGGAGGAAGCGGCAGGUUCCCCGCUUUGCACGGCUCCGAGUCCCCGGAGGAGCUGGGCAAGGCGGGCAGCCCCGGGGAAUUCUCGCCGCGCGGCCGGGAGCCGGGGACCGGCCGCUGGAAGUUGCCGGGAGUGGCUCGGAGCUGGUGGCUUCCCCAGCACUCACAGCAUAGUGGAUCUGUCUCCCUUAAGUCACUCUGCUUCCUGGCUGAAACUUUGACAGUAUGGACAAGUCACCUUAAAGGGCGCUCCCAAGGCCUGAUGGAUUUCUGAUAGCGUGCUACUGAAGAGCUGGAAGGAGCAUGGUUAAACACCAACCACUACAGUACUAUGAGCCGCAGUUGUGUUUGUCAUGCCUGACUGGGAUCUAUGGUUGCCGUUGGAAACGGUACCAGCGGUCACAUGAUGACACCACAAAGUGGGAGCGCCUCUGGUUCCUAAUCCUCACCUUCACUUUCUUCCUGACACUGGUCUGGUUUUAUUUCUGGUGGGAAGUUCACAAUGACUACAAUGAAAUCAACUGGUAUUUAUAUAACCGAAUGGGAUAUUGGAGUGACUGGUCCAUUCCAAUACUUAUAACAGCUGCUGCUGGCUUUCUGUAUAUCACAGCGUUAUUGAUUUUAGCACUAUGUCACAUCGCUGUGGGACAGCAAAUGAACUUACACUGGCUCCACAAGAUCGGCCUGAUGGCGACCUUGGUAGUUACUGUAGUAACUAUGUCUUCUAUAGCACAACUUUGGGACGAUGAAUGGGAGAUGGUAGUUAUUUCAAUGCAGGCCACAGCUCCCUUUCUGCACAUAGGAGCCCUGGCUGCAGUCACGGCCCUGUCUUGGUUGAUAGCUGGGCAAUUCGCAAGAACGGAAAAAGCCACUUCACAGAUGUUGAUAUUCACUGCAUACUUUGCCAUCGUAGUUGCACUUUACCUCGUUCCCCUCACUGUCUCUUCCCCUUGUAUAAUGGAGAAGAAGAAUCUGGGACCAAAACCUGCCAUCAUUGGCCAUCGUGGUGCGCCAAUGCUGGCGCCAGAAAACACUCUGAUGUCCUUCCAAAAAGCAAUGGAGCAGAAAACAUACGGAGUGCAAGCUGACGUCGUGAUAAGCUAUGAUGGGGUGCCGUUCCUUAUGCAUGAUAACACACUCAGGAGGACAACUAACGUGGAGGAAGUGUUUCCAGAGCUGGCUUACAAGCAUUCUUACAUGUUCAACUGGACUGACCUGGAGAGGCUUAAUGCUGGAGAAUGGUUCCUAAAGAGUGACCCCUUCUGGACUGCUGGCUCCCUCUCAGGUUCAGAUUAUCUGGAAGCUGCAAACCAAUCAGUCUGUAAGCUGGCUGAUAUGUUGCAGAUCGCCAAGAACAACAUGUCAGUGAUCUUGAACUUUCAGGACCUGCCUCGAGAUCAUCCGUACUACAGCACUUACGUCAACAUUACCCUGCAGACCAUACUGGAGUCAGGGAUCCAGCAGCAGGCUGUGAUGUGGCUGCCCAACACAGAGCGGCAGCUGGUGAGGCAAAUUGCGCCAGGUUUCCAGCAGACUUCUGACAUCAAAGCAGAUGUGGAGCGCUUGAGAGACAAAGGCAUCAAACAGCUGAACCUGCGGUACACUAAGGUCACCAGUGAGGACAUCAGGGAAUACACCGCCGCGAACCUGAGCGUUAAUCUCUAUAUUGUGAAUGAACCAUGGCUGUUCUCUAUCCUGUGGUGUGCUGGCGUUCAGUCUGUCACGUCUGAUAGCUCACAAAUCCUUAGCAAGGUGCCUUUUCCCGUUUGGCUAAUGCCUCCAGAUGAGUACAAUCUAAUCUGGAUAACAGCUGAUCUCAUUUCAUUUACCAUAAUUGUAGGAGUUUUUAUAUUCCAGAACUAUCACAUGAUCAGAUGGCGUCUGGGAAGCAUAAGGACUUACAACCCGGAGCAAAUCAUGCUCAGUGCUGCUGUCCGCAGGUCCAGCAGGGACGUCAAAAUCAUGAAGGAGAAAUUGAUCUUUUCAGAAAUAAACAACGGCGUGGAGAAUGCAGAUGAGCUGUCGUUAUGUUCUGAAAAUGGUUACUCCAAUGAGGGUGUCGCCCCCAUGGAUCAUCGGGACAUGAAGCUACGCAUGGACUGAGGAAUUAAAGGCCCGUGGCAUGACACCCUCCCCCCGGCAGUGCUCCCAUCUGCGAUGGGUGGUAUUCCCGCUGUCUGGGAUGGGGGAAACGCUCUGUGGAACUAUUGAGCAUGCAGCGAUCCCUUCUAUUGCUCUGGUUGCUGGGUCCCAACAUACUCUGGACAGUGAGGCUGGGGCAGCUUUUUGUAAAUAUGUAGAAAGUCCUUUUUUUGGUCUCUUUCGUGUAUUUGGGGGGGUUGUAUGUAUUUCUUCCAGGACAUGAGCGGGACUAACUUGUGCAUUGAAACAGGAACAUUUUGGCUAAAUCUGAUGAAAUAUUGAGGUAACAUCUUGGACACUGGGGAAGACAGGCGGGGGAUGGACCUGAUCUUCCCCCUCCACUCAACUCUUCCCCUUGGUGCAGCAAUUGUUAGCUGAACUUGUCUAAAAACCUAUGUUGUGAAGUUCUUGUGACGUGUCAUUUCUUUUUCUGUCUAAUGAAGUUUUCACUAAUCAGAGGGCUGUUCAGAGCUUCCUUGCAGGAGGGAAGGUGCUGCUCCCAGAGUGUGUUCGGAACCAGCGGAAGGAAUCAAGCUGGCUGAAUCACAUUCAUGCCUUCCCCCAGAAUAGCAGGCAUGCAGGGAUCAUAUGAAAUAUAUGAUAGGAAGUGUUCAGAGCAAAACCCUUGGCAAGUUUUAUGGCCUAUACUGCAGUGCUUCCCCAGAGAAAUCUCCCCUAGAUGCUCCUGUCCUGAAUGAAGACUUUAAAUAGACCCCUAGUUGGUAUUUCAUAAGUCAGUCUCCAUGAAGAAUCUCGAUCCCAUGAUGGCUAGUAAAGAGCACUCACCACCUUGUUCAUCCCCCUGAUCCAGCUGAAGUGCCCGCCACUUAGAACAGGUGGUGUAGUUUGUUAACCCUUUAACUGGUGGUGGAGAAGGGAAGUCACAAUCAGCAGUGGCCUGGUAACCAGUGUUUCUCAGUCACAGGUCAAGCAGCUCAGCUUGAAGAAUUGAAGUUUGAAGCAGCAGCAAAGAAUGCUGGAUUGUAAAUAGUAAAGCACAAAGUGAAGCAGUCUAGGAGAACAAGGGAGACCUUCUCCUUAAUUCUUUGUUGUUGUGUAGAAGCAGUAUCUUUUUUUU
This is a messenger RNA of Chelonoidis abingdonii (Abingdon island giant tortoise), 3322 nucleotides long. The record is from RefSeq and is a predicted model, not a curated record. NCBI's taxonomy places the organism in Eukaryota, Metazoa, Chordata, Testudines, Testudinidae.